Molecule: messenger RNA, 2337 nt
Organism: Corylus avellana
Lineage: Eukaryota; Viridiplantae; Streptophyta; Magnoliopsida; Fagales; Betulaceae
Biological process (GO): protein phosphorylation
Molecular function (GO): protein kinase activity; ATP binding
Source: RefSeq, a predicted model, not a curated record
AUAGAAAGAUCAAUUUGAGAAGCAUUUGAAAGGAAAGAAAAAGAAGAAUAUAUACAAAGGAGAAUGUCAGGCUCGGCGGGAACGCCGGGUUCUUCUUCAAAUGAGUCUCCUCCACCGCCGGAAAGCUCGAACUCGCCGCCAUCUUCGGGGUCUUCGCCUCCACCGGAGGCUUCAUCGUCGGGUGGGAAAGGAGGUCCUCCCCCACCAAUCUCAUCCUCUCCUCCACCGGAGGGUUAUUCUUCAUUCUCUUCGCCACCCAAAUCCUCUCCUCUUCCACCGCUGCCUCCUGAUUCGGAUUCGAAAUCAAAGGUGAAUGGACCGCCUUCAAAAUCUGGUUCCCCGCCGCCUAGUUCGUCGCCAGGCUCAAGUUCUGGUACCCCUCCACCUCCAUUGAAUUUAGGACCUCCGCCACCAUCAUCGCCAUCGAAUUCGAAAGUUCCACCACCACCCCCAUCGGCCUCUCCUCCUUCUCCUCCUCCUCCUGGUACUCCUGAUAGCCCUGCCAAACAAUUCCCACCUCCAUCACCAUCACAAAUACCCUCCCCGCUUUCUCCUCCUCCUCCUUCUCCUUCUCCUCCUCCUCCUCUCCUUCCUACUUCUUUACCCGCUCAAAAAUCUCCACCACCUCCAUCCCUUUCUCCUCCAAUAUUAGCCAGCUCUUCGGAUGCCAAUCCCCGUUCACCGCCGCCCCCCCAGAUCUCGCAACAUUCCAAGUCUUCCCCACAGCCUCCGCCGUCCCAUUCUUCCUCCAACACCAGAACUGACGGUUCCUCCUCCAACUCUAAGGGUGGCUCCAGCUCUCCGUCAGGAUCAAGUGGGAGUACUUCUGGGACUUUCGUUGGGGUGGCAACGGCGGGGGUGUUCAUCGUAGCCUUAAUUGCAGUCUUUUUUGUGGCCUCAAUCCGGAAAAAAAGAAGAAGAAAACAACUCUAUGGCUCCCAUUACAUGCCCCCCAAAAAGGUUUCUGUAAGAGCAGAUGAUGGAUAUUACUACAACCAGCAAUACCCAAUGGGGAACAAUAUUGUAGUAGAUGGUUAUAAUAAUUCAUCAAUUGCAAGUAGCUAUGGGAGUCAAAGGGGAGGGAAUAUGCAGCAUGGAGGGGCGGCCGAUUCUAGCGGCGGCAUAAGCAGUGCAAAGUCCUUUUUCAGCUAUGAAGAAUUGAUGGAAAUAACAAGUGGGUUUUCUCGCCAAAAUGUUCUGGGUGAGGGUGGGUUUGGGUGCGUUUACAAGGGCUGGCUGCCGGAUGGAAAAGUGGUGGCAGUUAAGCAGCUCAAGGCCGGUAGCGGGCAAGGCGAGCGGGAGUUCAGGGCUGAAGUCGAAAUUAUUAGCCGUGUUCAUCAUCGGCAUUUGGUCUCCUUGGUGGGCUAUUGCAUCUCUGAGCAUCAGAGAUUGCUCAUCUAUGAAUUCGUUCCAAAUAAAACUCUUGAGCAUCAUUUGCAUGGUAAUGGAAUGCCGGUGUUGGAUUGGACCAAAAGAAUGAAGAUUGCUUUAGGUUCUGCCAAGGGUUUGGCAUAUUUACAUGAAGAUUGCCAUCCAAAAAUUAUUCACAGAGACAUCAAGUCAGCAAAUAUUCUCUUGGAUGAUGUUUUUGAGGCACAGGUUGCAGACUUUGGACUUGCCAAACUAGCAAAUGACACGCAUACCCAUGUUUCAACUCGAGUCAUGGGAACAUUUGGGUACUUGGCACCCGAGUAUGCAUCAAGCGGAAAAUUGACAGAUAGAUCAGAUGUAUUCUCAUUUGGAGUUGUGCUUCUUGAGCUUCUCACAGGGCGCAAACCAGUUGACGCAACUCAGCCUUUGGGGGAUGAGAGUUUGGUUGAAUGGGCUCGCCCACACCUUAUUCGUGCCCUUGAAACCGGUGAUUUUGGUGAAUUAGUAGAUCCACGGCUUGAAAAGCAUUAUGUGGAGAGUGAAAUGUUCCGAAUGAUCGAGUCAGCUGCUGCUUGUGUUCGCCAUUCUGCUCCAAAACGGCCUCGCAUGGCGCAGGUGGUGAGAGCACUAGACAGUGAAGGUGAAAUGUCUGAUCUCUCUAAUGGGGUGAAAUAUGGGCAGAGCACUAUAUAUGAUUCAGGCCAAUACAACCAUGAAAUUUCAAGAUUCAGGAGGAUGGCAAACGGCAGCGAUAGCUCGGACUAUGACAUGUACAGUGGAGAAUUCAAUUAUAGAGAAACAUCUGGACCUCAACCUUCAACGAGGUUCCGGGAUGCUUCAAGUGGUGAAUCAGAAACUAGAGCCAUUAAUCCACAGAGCGGUGAACACAGAUAUGGCAAUGGCCGUCGGUUUUAACUAAUUCGAUCUGAUUUCUUCUGCACAUUAUUUGACUAGAAAAAAAAGCCU